CUGCUUCGAGGAGUAUAUCUAUGACUUAGAGCUAGUCCGGCCAUCUCAACUUCGAUGGCUUGUGGAGGUUCCUGGCUUCCUCCCAUCUCAAGAGCAGCCUGUGGCAGAGCGCUGGAGAGGAGUCGAGAGGAAGGUGACUCCAGUGUGACUGAGGCCGAGAGGAGAUACAAUGGUACCUGCAAUGAUCUCCCAGAAUCCAAGGGAUGUUUUGUGAAUGUGACAUACCCCAGCAGUGGAGUCAGCCGCUCACCUUCUGCAAGGACAAGCCGGACAGUCAGCCAGCCUCCAGGCCUGCUCGGAGCAUGUGCUCAGCUGGCCACUGCUGCAGAUCCAAGCCAGAAGUCCUCCUCCUGCUCUCCCUCUUCCUCCUCCUCCUCCUCCUCCUCCUCCUCACAUUCCCAUCAGUCCCAGGAAGCCUUGGAGCCCGAGGUCCACAAGGCUCAGCAGCCUGAAGACUUCAGCCUGCUCAGGCUGCAGACAAAAGAUGGGCAGCGACCUGAGUGGACGUUUUACCCAAGGUUCAGCAGCAGUAUCCACACUUACCACGUCGGAAAGCAGUGCUUCUUCAAUGGUGUCUUUCUGGGCAACAGGAGGUCUGUGUCUGAGUGGACAGUGGACAAGAGCCUCGGGAGAAAGAGAUACGAUAUCGAUCCCAGGAAUGGAAUCCCGAAGUUAGCUCCAGGGGACAACCCUUAUCUCUUCCCAGAACAGAGUAAAGGCUUCCACCAGGCAGGGUCUACUCUGCCGCUGGUGAGCUUCUCCUUGGUGCCGUACCAGAAGAAGUUUGACACAUUUAUUCCACUUGAGCCUCUUCCACCUGCUCCCAGCCUGCCUUUCUGGGUGAAGGAGAAGGCCGACCAGCUGAAGAACGAGAUCAGGGAAGUUGAGGAGCUGGACAACUGGCAGCCAGCGGCGCCCUUAAAGUGUGGACUUUCCCAGGCAAACCUGAGCAGACCUGGCUGCUGUGCCCUGGCGAGCCUCUUCUGGGGGCUGGGGCUGACCGUGUAG
This is a messenger RNA of Octodon degus (degu), 1008 nucleotides long. It is a transcript of the gene Spats1, whose product is annotated as spermatogenesis associated serine rich 1. The record is from RefSeq and is a predicted model, not a curated record. The transcript has 9 exons. NCBI's taxonomy places the organism in Eukaryota, Metazoa, Chordata, Mammalia, Rodentia, Octodontidae. Bases 55 to 1008 code for a protein of 317 amino acids.